AAAAUCCACUUUCUGAUGGGGAUAAUUAAAAAAAAAAAAAGAGAAAACUCAUCUCACUGCACCUCAACUAAUCUGUAAAAGAGAAAACUCAUCUCACUGCACCUCAACUAAUCUGUAAAAGAGAAAACUCAUCUCACUGCAUCUCUACUAAUCUGUAAAAGAGCAACCCCAACUUGUAGCUCACUUCGUGCAAACGAAAUGGGAGGAGACGAACAGGAUGACGAGGUGGGAAAGACAAAGAUGAAUGACCCCCAUGAUGGUGAAAAGAGGCAACAUGAGGAGGACGCCCUUUUCGACGAUAUAAUCCCACAGAGGGAUUAUAGGCGGAUAGGCACAAACGUAAUAAAUGAGAAAAUGCUAAUCGAAGAAAUAAGCAAAAGUGGGGAGACCCCUGGGGGGAGGAACCUCACUGAGGAGUUUAACCAUGCCAAGGUGUUGUCCCUCGAAAACAGGAAGAUUCUCCUCAUACAGAAUAUCGACCUUUUUAGGAGCCUGGAGGAACUGCGCCUGGACAACAACCUCAUCGAGGAAAUCGAAAAUCUGGAAGGACUCUCCAAUCUCAAAACAUUAAGCCUAUCCAACAACAAAAUAAAAGAAAUAAAAAAUCUCAGUCAGUUAACAAAACUGUCAGAACUAAACCUACACAAUAACCUAAUAGAAAAAAUAGAAAACCUAGACAAUAACGUAGAAUUAAAAAUCCUAAUUCUAAGUAAAAAUAGAAUAAAGAACAUGGAGAAUGUAACUUAUCUGAGGGUUUUAAGAAAAUUAAAAUUUCUCAACUUGAUGGAUAAUCCGAUAUGCCUAGAGGAGAACCUCGUUCCCCAAGUGGGUUCUACUUUGUCUACUCUGAAAUAUUUUAACAACGUGUUGUUGACGCAGGAGAGUAGAUGUACACGAGGCUUUCCUUCUCAUUUGCCAAAGGGCUACCAAGGUGGGGAUCCCCCUGUGGAAAGGACCACCCAGGAGAGGGACUCCAACCAUUGUGACAAUUACGAAAAGAAAAUCGGCGAAGCGUAUUUGUCUAAUAUUACCACGCUGGAUGAGGCCCUCUUUGACAGAAAAAAGGAGCCUUCUGUUUUCCUCAAAAUUGGUUACUACUCCAAGGUUAAGGAGGACUUUCUGCGCGACGUCCGCCUGAUGAGUUCCACCCUGAUAGACCAAAUCCUCCAGUUGAACGAAGAGCGCAGCAAAUGCUCUCGCACUUUCGAAAGCGACGUGGAGAGCUUCACCUCGCAGUACAUGAAGAACAACAUUGCGGCGUUCAACCAGCUGCGGAAGAGGUCCAAGCGGGUGGUGCGUGCCCUGCUCGCCUUCCUGGGUUGCGAAAGGGAUCCCCCCCAUGUGGAGCUGAGGAAAUGCCCAGACACUAAUAUAAAAAGGACCCAACCAAGUGACCACAAAAUGCUUAACGAUACGAUUAUGAGAAAAGUUCAAAACGUUUAUGCAGAUUUUCGUUUCAAGCGAGACAAUGAUGAGGAGCUCCCCCAAGAGGAUCACACCCAAGAGGAUCAAACCCAAGAGGAUCACACCCAAGAGGAUCACACCCAAGGGGAUCACACCCAAGGGGUGGGAGCCUCCGAACCACCUUCUGACAACCCCCAGGGGAAGGAACCAAAUGAGAGUAACGCCCUCCUCCUUGAGGGAGAAAAAUACAACAUUAUAAAAAAGUAUAUACAAAAAAAUAUGGAGGAGAAUUUCCUGUUCAGGGAUAAGUUAAUAAACGAAGAGCUAGCCAACAUGGUUUCUAUUAAUAAUUUUCUUGAAUGCUUCAAAAGGGAGAUUUCAAAAAUGAUAAAACUUAUUAAUGAUCAUAUUUCGGAUUACUUCCGUAAGUUGGAGGAAUUGGAGGAAAAUUUUAACUCCAGAAUUAUUAACUUUUUUGCCGAGGUGAAGAACAACGAGCAUCCCUCCGUCAGCCUCAGCGAAGACGAAAUAAACGAGUACUACGCAUACAAAGGCAGCCGCUCAAACAUUCUGAAUAACCUGGAGGACUUCAUCUCCAGCAGCUACAACAAAGCAGGCAGCUUUCUCAUCGAGGAAAAAAAGAAACACUUAUUUGUUAAGUCCAGGGAUCGCAUUUCAGAAAUUGAGAAAAUUGUCGACAUGUCAAACGAUUUGUUUUAUUCCUACCUCAGCAUUUUGCGCGUCCGUGUCCAAUGA
This is a messenger RNA of Plasmodium cynomolgi strain B, 2160 nucleotides long. RefSeq lists its product as hypothetical. Lineage: Eukaryota; Apicomplexa; Aconoidasida; Haemosporida; Plasmodiidae. The transcript is spliced from 5 exons. Gene Ontology annotation, molecular function: protein binding. Bases 199 to 2160 code for a protein of 653 amino acids. The record is from RefSeq and is a predicted model, not a curated record.